Molecule: messenger RNA, 2132 nt
Organism: Mytilus trossulus (common blue mussel)
Lineage: Eukaryota; Metazoa; Mollusca; Bivalvia; Mytilida; Mytilidae
Exons: 2
Coding region: 344-1936 (530 amino acids)
Source: RefSeq, a predicted model, not a curated record
UUAAAAGGUUAAGGCCUUAUACUUGAAUAGGUUCGAAUCAGAUCAUGCACUCCUCAUUAAAGUCAUUAAAAUAAUUACGGCAUAUUUAACCCCCUAUACAGGCUUUGAGCCAAACUUGUUAGAUAAUGAUUCAUAUUUUAAAUAACAAUGUUGUUUUGAAUUUUACAAGCCGUACACACCUUCAAUGUAGAAAAUAUAUACCGUAUCACAACUUCUCGGAUUUACCUCAUCUUUAUUUGAACAUGUAUGCUGAUUACAGCUUGGAUAACGAGUAUCAAGAAAGAUAACCAUACUUGAUUAAGUAAAUGAUUUCUAACUAGGCUAAUUUUGCAAAAUUAUUUUAAUGGAGACCAAAUUAAGCGAUGGGUCAAUUGAGAACACAUGCUCCAGUGUUUACCUUGAAAGCUGUGCUGACACACUCUGCAUACAACACGAGCAAAUUGUAUGCAAUAAAUGCCUAAGCAAUAAACAUAACAAGUGCAUGACUUUAACCCUAUCAAGUGCAUUAGAAUCUGUUGAUUUACAUUCAACUCUUCAAAAUAUACAGGAGCGUACUAAGUUAUUAAACGCCUCAAUAACAACCUACAUAAAGACCAAAGAAGAGAAUAUUUUACUGCUCAAACAAAAGUCAAAAGAGAUCAAAGAAGAAAUAAGUUCAUUUCGUCAAAGAAUAAUACAAACUUUAGAUAACAUGGAAAGGGAUGCUUAUUUAUCUAUUAAUAAUGAGAUAGGGAGGAUGAUUAACAUUGCUAAAAUGGACGAACAAAAUCUUUUGAUUCAGAAAUCAAAGAUUGAGCCUUUGCAGCAAUGCGUUCAAGAACUACUUAUACAUAAAAUAAAUGAGAAAUCAUUCCGUAAACUACUUGAAGCCAGCGGAAUUCAAAAAGGCAUAGCUAAUUUUCUAAGCAGUAAUAACAGACUCGGGCAAAAACAAGAUGCAGAUUUUCAAUGGGAUGGUUUAAUCAGUGAACUUCAAGAGAAAUAUUUGAUACCAACUUUUGGACAGCUUAUACCAAAAGUAUCCUUGACGAAUGAAGAGAUAUCGGAUAUUGACAGUUGUAUUCCAAAGGGACCCGUUAUCGAACUAUAUCGAAGUAACGAUCACUGUAUCGAUAACAAAGACAUCAUUAUAGAUAAUAAGUGCUCGAUAAAAAGAAAAAGUUUAGUUUUGAAAUCUAGUUUUGAUACUUUGGACAUAGAAGUUAACGUUCAAAUAAAUCGUGGUUGCUUUAUUUCAAAUAACCGGGUUCUGUUGAAAGACAUGAAAAAUUCGUAUAUAUUAUAUCUACUGAACGUUGAAGAUAAAACAUUUCAGAAGCUAUGUUUAAAGCAUGAAGCCCUUGAUAUUGCAGUUUUCGAUUCUUCACGAGCAGUGGUAACACUACGAGAAGGUGGGAUACAGGUUAUUAACAUACCCUCACUAACACUGGGGGAACGAAUAAGAUGUGACGGCUCGUUUUAUGCUGUAGCAUGCAUGAACAAGAAAAUAUUCGUUAAAACAUCUUAUCGAAAACUAACCAUCUUAGACAUUACAGGCAAUUAUCAGAAAACAUUAGAAACAGAGUAUGCAAUUGACUACAUGUGUGCCAAUAAAAAUAUCAUAUAUUGCACUAAUUAUUGUAAAAACCGAGUAUUUGGUGUGACCACGGAAGGAAGUACUGUUUUUAGUUAUGAACUAACUUCCAUGAAAGGACCAGUUGGUGUGACCGUGGACAAACGUGGUUUGGUUUAUGUUGCUGGGUGGUUAUCAAACAAUAUUCACCAAUUUGAUGAAGAAGGCAAUUUAUUGACGAUUAUUGGAACAGAGAAGGAUGAGAUUUACCGACCAAUGGGUCUGUCUUAUAAUUCAGAAGAGGACUGUUUGAUGGUUAUAAAUAAGGGUUGUAUUUCUAUUUCUGUGUAUGAUAUUAUGUAUAGUGACACAAUCGGCCAUUAAUUAUACUAUUAAAGAAAGUGUCUUGCUCUAUAAAUCUAUACGUAAUAAUUUUAUUAAACUUUUUUGAAUAGGAAAUUCUUAAGACGAUACUAUAGCUAUGCAUAUUGGAUGUUACCCAUGAAUUGUGGAAAUACGUAAAUUUAAUUUGAAACAAGUUGUGUAUGCUACAUUAUUUGAAGUGACUUUACAACACAUU